AUGAAGUUCCUCACCGAUGCUUUUUUGCGAGGAAUCAAUGUACAAGAAAUUGUUUAUUAUGGAUUUUAUACAGUGAUCUGCGUGACAACAUUGAUCGCUGUUUUUGGAAUGUGUUCUGACGAUGGGAAAGCCGUUGGUUCUACCGUAACACCAAGUAAGUUACGCCAUAGUUUCAUUUCUUGAUACUACUUCUGUUGCAUAUUAGGUGAAUAUUAUACACGAUUAUGAUUUACUUUUCACUGAGUCGUUCUUUAUAUGAGGACUGUAGAAAAACCAAGCACCAGUUCUGAAUUAGUGCAUUUACUCACUAUUUUGUAUAACCAUUUUGUUAUUCUCCUAACAAUAAAGUUGUUUGGAGGUUGACCAUGUUUUCAGAUACCUAUUUGCCUAGACGCGCGAACAUAGCUGUUUCGUUUUGCUAGCACUGAAAUGUUGAAAAAAUUUUGACUAGCUUUCUAUAAUGUAGAUUUGACGUUUACCAAAUAUUACCCGCUAAAAAGAAAAUAGAAAUUUUUAAUGAGUUGGUUUAUAGUUCCACCUUGAAAGAUUUUCCUUUUCGCUCAACAACAAAUAAAAGAAGUGGACGGCUAGCAGCAAAACCAACCAGCACAAAAGCAACAGAUUUUUUCCAUGCAGCUAGGGCCAUACAGAGCGCUGUGUCAAGCAACAGUGUUCUAAUGUGCUUAAGCAAACUUAACCAGCAGGAGUAAAACAGCUGUCUCGCGGUGUCUGCCUUGCGCCGUAAUCAUACUGGCUCUUACCUGCCAGGUACUGGUAAGUUAAUCUUCACUUAACGUCAGAAUACCACAAGUGAGCUUCUCAAGCCAACCGAGUGUCGCUCAUGAAUAAGUUAUGUAGUAUAACUACAUAAAAUUCAAAUUAAAGUUAAAUUUUUAGCACCGUCAAAAUUCACAGAUAUUGGUACAGUACAACUACAUGAAAAAUCCAUGAAAUAACAUUUCUGCUCCUCAAAAAUGCUGCCAUAAAACAGGAACGAACCAUUUUUGUAAAGGUGGUAGAGGAAGGAGUUCAAAAUUUGUUAAGACAUACUGCAACUGUUCUACCGCACCAUCGCGUAUAAGAUUCAUACCUCAUCAGUCCUCUCACUUUGAACCUUAUGGAAACUCUGAAGUACCUUUCGGCAAUUCAAGGUUUUUUUAAAGUAGUCUUUCAAAUGGGAAGCUAAUUAAAAAGAGGUCUACAGAAGUCGUUUGUCAAAUGAAAAUGUUAAAUGGAACCACCACGCAGAGGUUCCAAAACCCGGUUGAAAGUUAUUCAUGUUUAUAAAUUCUUUUUAUUAACCCCUACGAAUCGAGACCAAUGGGACGCAUCUAAGAUGAGUCAGGGGCACCCAACGUCAAUUUUCGGAAAGUAUCUGUUCGGAAGACGAUUUGGGAUCUAGAAUUUUGGGAACAUUUGUUGUAAAAUUUCUUGCUUGCCUGCCUCUCCUAGGAUUUUCGAACAGCUAAAAAAUGGUAUAAUUGCCUAUUUUUAACGGAUUUUUACCCUACAAAGGUCACCUAGAAUUUUCGGGAGCCUUUUUUCCGGCUAAAAUUUUCGAAAAGGUAAGUUUUGAUCCCUAUAAUUUUCGGAUCACUGGACUUUCAGCUAGGAAUUCCGAACAGAUGAAAAGUUUUUAGGGGAUAAAAAUAUGCCUAUAUGUACCGUUUAAAUUCUAAAAUACGUUCAACAAUGCUAUGUUUAAGUGGUUUUGAACCAUAUUCUCGUUGGGUUCCCCUGAUGAGUAAGAGGCACGAAAAUGAACGGAGCUGUUCGUGGCUUAUUGUUCAUUGUUCUGUCACUUUUCUCGUUUUAGUCACGAUUUUAGACUUCCUGUUUGCUCGUUUUUAUAAGUAUAUACAUUAUUCAUUGCCAUCUUUUUCUUUCACAAUCCGGUACUCAUCGGUGCCAUCUUGCGGUGACAGGAGACACAAAUUUUAACCAGGUGGCAAGAAUGGCAGAUAGAAGCCUUCUAGUUGUUUACUUGUAGAAAAAUUGUACUACUUUUCUAGAUAUUGCAAGAUUAGAACACUUUCUGGUGAUCCCUAACGAGUGUUGACCGCGAAAACUGCCGAUUCGUGCUCGAAUUGCAUGAAGAAGGAUAUUACCGGAUCACGACCAGCUGCCCUUUUGCAAGCGCCAUUGCAGUUUCCUCGGCAACGAAGAGGGGCCCUAAUCGGGUAGACUACCCUAAAAUGGACGGUCAUCGCCUGUUUGCAAGUGAGCAAAAAAGAAACUUUUUUAGGUACCCAAGAAAAAGCAUAUAAAGCACAUUAUAUAUACGUUUGUUAACAGGAAAAUACAGUGAUAUUUAAUAAUUGUGGUGAAAUAUUAUCGUUACCUGCGACCAAUAAUCACUUCCUUUGCUCUUCUCAGAAGUAAAAACUGUUUAUUUAAGACAAGGUGUUUGAUGGAUUUCACCCGCUCAUAUCAAGACAAAAUAUUAGAGUUUGUUUCAUUAAUAUUGUUGCUAUUACGAAAAACAGUAAUAAUUUGGGGGUUCCUCAGUCGAGUAUCAUGAAGCUCGUAUCUCGUGGUUUUUCGCGAGGAAUCAGUGUACAAGAAAUUCUUUGUUAUGGAUUUUAUACAGUGAUCGGAUUGGCAACAGUGAAUGCUUUUUUCGAUGGGAAAGCCGUUGGAUCUAGUUCUACGAUAACAUCAAGUAAGUCAUGCUAUAUUUUCAUUUCUUGAUAAUACAUCUGUUAUGAAUAUUGUGUAUGAUUUUUUCACGGAGUUCGUUUCUGCUUUAAGCCGGCAUUCUGGCAGAACAGAAAUCCUACUUUUCUCCUUUUUUUUUUCAUAUAGUUACUGAACUCGUAUCUGUUAAAAUUUUACUCAUGAAAAUUUUGGAGGGGUGGGGGGACAUGUGGGUUUACAGUAUUGCGGCAUUAAACUUUUUUUCAAGCGGUAUUUUCAAUAUGCGGUAUUGUGGUAUCAUCGAGCCCUGCGGUACGCGCUUUCUCAUCCUUUUGGGUAACGGUAUCGGUAAAAGAUCUUUCGCAGUAUUGAGGCAAAUUGCGGCACUGUUCAUUUGCCCUCUCCUCUCUAAAACGGGUUGAUAUUUUUUGGAUUUUACAUUUAAUGGUCAAUGAUUACACACGUUCUGACUCUUAAUCUAUGAUGAAGUUGGUAGGGUUUCCAGUUACCGGGCUUUUCGAUAGUUGUACCGAUCAAUUCUAGGUAUUCUUACGUUUUCUCGCUAUGGCUGAGGUUGAUUUCUGCUGCAUAUAUCCUUGAGAUAAACACGCGAGAUGAAUGCAACUUUAAGAAAGCGUGACCGAUCAUAAAUGCGGUAUCGGUAUUUUUCCGAUUUUUGGUAGUUGCCAAUUUUUCUUACGGUAUUGAGUAUCCCCCAAUUCCCCCCUUAUAUAAGCUUAUGUAGUUAUACGACUUAUACUACAUAACUUAUGAGCUACACUCGCUUUGCUUGGGCAGCCAUCACUAGAUAAAGAUUUACUUACAAGUUCCUGACAAGUUAGAUCCAGCAUGUUUAGGGCUCAAUCCCAUAUAAAAGUGACCGGGAUGCUCGUCGUCUCGCUUAGGGAUGAAAUUGAAGAUUUUGGUAUCACUUAGGGUGUUUGGGAUGGAAAGUCACUACAUUUGCACAUUCAGGUAUCGCUUAUCGCUUACGGCUGUGCAUAAAGAAACAAUGCAGGCGUUCCUUUCCUUUCUCUCUCGCGCGCACCCAAAUUCCCCCCUUCCCCUUUUAACGCCUGCCGCGCAGGCUAGUCCUAGUAUGGUCUCCUUUAUUUUCUGACGGGCAUCCCGUCACUUUUAUAUGUGAGUUCCCCCCGGAGGCUCAAUGCACACACCGCGAGACAGCUGUCAGGUUGUUUGCUCUGGAUCGGAGGGAAUUUAAUAGUUAGUUUUGGUUGAACAAUAUAUAUUUCAUAUAUUAUGGCGCAUUAUUGACCAUCAAUAUUUGAUCGAAACAAAACGAAACAGCUGUCCUUGUAUGUACGUUUGUUGUUACCACCGAAGUGAGUCAGACAAUCUGAAUGUAUAACCGCCAGGGUAAUAAAUGCCGUGUCAAAUACUCCACGAGCUGGACAAGCACCGAUAGGUUUUACCUGAAUUUUAGUUUGUUUUUUUGGAAAUAUCGUUUUUAUCAAACGGAAUUAUAUUAUAUGCUAUGUUAUAUCGAAAUUAAGGCAUUUAUCAUCAUUAGACAAUUUGGCAUUUGUGUUUUCUUGAUGGGUUUUUGGUGACUAUUGUGCGGUGCGAUUAGUAUGGUCUAGCCUGCGAAGUCGGCGGGAUUAUUAUUUAGCGUGAGUAUAGUCUUGACAAGUGUCCCUUCAAUAGAGGUAAGAUACAAAGACUAAAAGUGAAUAUUUUUCCGGAGCCAAAUUUUUGAAUAGAGGUGUACCAAGGCCGAGGUUCCACUGUAAUUUCAGUGUCUUUAGAUUUCUACAGACAAACGUGAAUGUAGAGCCUGUGAGUUUCCGUUCUUUUUUUGUCCAGAUGGGACAACUGGGCGCUCAUUUGAGCCAGUUGGAUGCUUUCUUGAUAAACCUGAACCACGUGCUCUGCCAAACCGCGUCAAAGAUUUCAAAAUGCCUGUUGACUGGCACAAGAUGAAUUCCUCCUUCAUGGCAAUCAUUCACGCAUGCGCUGAAAAUGUAAGCCAACGGUAUGGCUUUCAAUACUUUGCUGUGCAGAGUUACUACGAAUGCUGGACGGGGCCUAAUGGAGGGUUGACCUACAACAGGCACGGUCAAAUCGACGACUGCUACGAGUUUGGGUAUUACGGUGUGGGAAAAUAUUGGAGUAACUUUGUGUAUCGUUUUGUGAAAGGUAAGUUAGCUGUGCUGUUUAUAUUAAAACAUGAAUGAAAUUAAAAUCACCAUCCUUGAGUUCCCGGGGUGUUGUCCAGGGAGUCCCGGGGACCAAUAUAAAGGGAAAGACGUUGGGAACGAGGUUGUGAGUACUUUACUUAUGUAUACUUUCACUCCAUAGUAAAUGGCGGGUGGAGUCACUGGUCACCAUGGCAACCCUGCACUGUGACAUGUGGAUACGGGUACAGAAUUCGCACCCGGAAUUGUACCAGUCCACCGCCCAAAUGGGGAGGACAAGAAUGCACUGGCACAAACGUCUCCACCAGCAACUGCGGUCUUCAGAGAUGUAAAAGUAAGAGUGAAAUUAGUUUGUUUCAUCUCAUCAUGGAUGUUUAAAUGAAAUUAGCCUGUGAUGAUUUUAACAGUAACAUAGAGGGUGGAUUAAUCUCGCUUCAGUUGCAAACGCAAACGCGCUAACGUUUUCUAAUGAUUAUUUUCCCCCAACUGGUCCAUGUCAAAAGUUAAAAAAAACCGUGGAAGGGUCUGUUAGCCUCACUUUGGCUAACGGUUUGGGUAACUCGGAAAUGAAAUCUCGUACCCAGAUCUCUUGUCCAAGAAGCCGAAGGCGAGAUCUGGUCAAGUAAGAAAAUUCAUGUUUUUUUGGAUUGGCUACUCAAACUCCCUAGAUAGUGAGGGGAUGACGUAAGUGCUGUCAUCUGCACGCGCUAUGUCGUAUGCAAUUUUGCGAAAUGGCGUUUUUUCACCUUUAUUUAGCAAAUAUGUCCUUUUCGUCUGAAACAAAUUGUGUGCACCAAUAAAAAGAUUAAUAUGUCGAAGAGUCUGGGGACUUCUCAUUUUGUUGACCGUACAAGAACUCAUUUCGCAAAAUAGUAAGUUUUCUAGAAUUACUAUUUUGCGAAAUGGCGUUUUUUCACCUUUGUUCAGCAAAUAUGUCCUUUUCGUCCGAAACAAAUUCUGUCCACCAAUAAAAUGAUUAAUAUUUCGACGAGUCUGGGCACCUCUCAUUUUACUGACCGUACUAUAACUCAUUUCGCCAAGUAGUAAUUUUGCCAGAACUACUAUUUUGCGAAAUGGAUUAUCUAGGCUCUUUUAUGAUGCAGUGAAGUUGUUUUUGUAUGUGUAAUAAUAUGAUAAUAACAAUAAUAAUUAUAAUAAUUUAUUAUUUGUAAGGCGCAAAAAUAGCAUUUGAAUAUGAUCUAAUGCGCUUCAUUGCGUAAACAUCAAUUCGUGAAAAGUUCUGAACUGAAGACUGCGUAUUUUUAUGGGUAAACGCAGGAAUUUCUCGGAGAGUGGAUGGAGAGGAAUAACCUAUCGAAAUUAAAGUCUGUGUUUGAAGGUAUGCUUUAAAAUUUAACUCGGACGGGUGUAUGGUGCGUACUCGAAUGCAUUCCUUUGUUGCUUUUUUUAUUGCAAAAGAAACAAAUUCUUGUAUUCUUGGUAGAGUGUAUUUCGUAGAGCGCUCAAUUUAUUUGAAGAACAUUGACUAUUAACAACUUCACAGGAGCUCAGGCUUUAGGAGUAAUCAUCGAUCGUUUAUUGCGACAGUACUGUUUCGUAUAUAUGGUCCAAAUUAUAGGGCCACACUCAUCUAUAUAUAUAUUUUGAUAAAUAAUAAAUAAAAGUGAAAAAAGGUCAUUUCGCAAAAUAGUAAUUCUGAAAAAAUUAGUACUACAACAAGCACGGACAAACCGACGGCUGCUACGACUUUGGGGAUUACGGUGUGGGAAAAUAUUGGAGUAACUUUGUGUAUCGUUUUGUGAAAGAUAAGUUAGUUGUGCUGUUUAUAUAAAAACAUGAAUGAAAUUAAAAUCACCAUCCUUGAGUUCCCUGGGAACUUGUCCAGGGAGUCCCGAGGACCAAUAUAAAGGGAAAGACGUUGGGAACGAGGUUGUGAGUACUUUACUUAUGUAUACUUUCACUCCACAGUAAAUGGCGGGUGGAGUCACUGGUCACCAUGGCAACCCUGCUCUGUGACAUGUGGAUACGGGUUCAGAAUUCGCACCCGGGGCUGUACCAGUCCACCGCCCAAAUGGGGAGGACAGGAUUGCACUGGCACAAACGUCUCCAUCAGCAACUGCGGUCUUCAGAGAUGUAAAAGUAAGAGUGAAAUGAGUUUGUUUCAUCUCAUUAUGGAUGUUAAAAUGAAAUUAGCCUGUGAUGAUUUUAACAGUAACAUUGAGGAUGGAUUAAUCUCGCUUCAGUUGCAAACGCAAACGCGCUAACGUUUUCUAAUGAUUAUUUUCUCCAACUGGUCCAUGUCAAAAGUUAAAAAAACCCUGGAAGGGUCUGUUAGCCUCACUUUGAAACAAACCCUCGAAAAUGAAAUCUCGUACCCAGAUCUCUUAGCCAAGAAGCCGAAGGCGAGAUCUGGUCAAGUAAGAAAAUUCAUUUUUUUUGGAUUGGCUACUCAAACUGCCUAGAUAGUGACGGGAUGACGUAGGUGCUGUCAUCUGCGCGCACUAGGGCGUAUGUAAUUAAUUUUUUGCGGUCUUGAUCAAAAAAAAUAUUUUCGCUGAAUAAGCAGUUUUCCGUCCCAAUACUAAUUAAUAGAUUGUAAAACCUUAUUUAUCUUUUCUAACUGAGGUUUCUUAAAACAAUCUUUGGUAGAUAAAGAUCUUUGAAUAUAUACGGUCAAGAGCCAUAAUGGCUCUUGAUACGGUAAAAAAAAUGUCGCGUAGAAAUUGACGAGUACUGCCUUGAACCUUGAGCGCGCGCGCGCUGUGAUGAUGAUUAAAUUGUUUCUUUUGGGGGAGCGGUGCGUGACAUCCAAAAAACGGCUGCGAGGGAGACUAAUUCACUUCACUCUUGCUGGAUUUUCAGAUCAGACGGUUAUGGAUGAAUUUGAGCCAGUUGGCUGCUUCAAAGACAAAGGCAACCCACGUGCUUUGCCAGUCUUACUCAAAAGUUUCCAAAAGCUCAUAAAUUGGCACAAACCCACCACGUCGUUCAUGGCAGUGAUUCGCGCAUGCGCGGCAGUAGCUCAGAAUCAUGGCUUCCGAUAUUUUGGCGUCCAAGACUACAAAGAGUGUUGGAGUGGAAAAAAUGGCGAUUUAUCGUACAACAGGCAUGGCAUAUCUUACGACUGUCAAGGGCUUGCUCACGGCGUUGGAAAGGCUUGGACUAAUUUUGUUUACCGUUUUAAAAGAGGUGCGUUUCCGAUAGUCUCCUUAGCAGCCGUCUUGUCUGGUCACGCAACGCUCCUCCCCUCCUGUUGGGAAGGAGUGUUGGGUGACGAGAAAAAACCGCUGUGAGGGAGACUACGUUUUCAACUUCUUCUUCUUAAAAUUUACUAUAUGGAUUGAGCUGAGGUAACAUGUAUUAAAAUCGUUUCUUACGUUUCUUUCGACAACUGAUUUAUAGUGAACGGAGAGUGGAGCCAGUGGUUUCCAUGGCAACCAUGCAGUGUAACAUGUGAUACAGGAAACAGAUCACGCGUUCGCACGUGUACGGAACCAGCACCAAAAUGGGGAGGACAGAAUUGCAUUGGUAUCAACAUGUCCAUCAAUGCCUGCUCUGAGCGCAAAUGUGCAGGUAAUGAAAUGCCAUGAAGUGUAUUAAUACAGCGCGUGUACAGAGCGUUUUCACAUAACGUCGUGAUAGCGGUCAUAUUGGUUUCUAAACAAUGCAACUGCGACCAUGUUGAUGUACUAAGAAAAUCCUAUGGGGAGUUGGACACUUUUCUGAUGUAUUAAUAUGUGGUUAACUUUGUUAGAAUAGACAAGUUGAUUUGUUUGCAUCGUGCAUCGUAAUUAUUGGUUCCUUGAGGUACAAAAUGAAUUUCUUUCACAAAGGUGAAUUGAACUGUACGUCUUCAAAGCGCCAUAAGCGCACUUUUUUUUUGAGUGUAUUUAUCAUUUUAAAUACUAAAAGAUUGUCUGCUAAAUGUAUCUUCUGUAGACUCGAGUAAAAGGAGCCAUCUUCAAAGCUCAAGUAAAUCCGGGUUGUUAGCACCACUUCUUGGAAGCUUUAUUGGCCUUGUCUUCCUUGGCGCAGCUGUUUGGUUUGGUCUGAGAUUUUUCAGAAAUCGGUAAGUAACUGAAGAAUACGGCUGUUAAUGUCGUAUACUGGGAGUGCUUCUUAGUGCAUCUUAGUGCAACGCAAUUACCAAAGGUGACAAAGCCUGAAACUGCAAUUUAAAUUGGUGGAGGAGUGUCGGGGGAGGAGGGGAGGAACAGGGGGAUCCGAACCUCCCGUACUUUGCAUUCCCUGUUCCCGCUUCUUAGUGCAACGGAAUUACCAGAGGUGACAAAGGUUUUGAACUGCAAAAAAAUUGGUAGGGUGCGGGGGUGGGGGGAUACCAGGGGAUCCAGACCUCCCGCCUAUCGCACUUUCAAUUCCCGGAUCCCGGCCCUUUUUUUUCUUGGUUCCUCCCUUCAGCUCUUUGUGGACUGCAAAAUACUAAUCGUUGAAGCGUAAUUUAAUGUUCUGGGAUUACUAGAUGUGAAUAAUGAAAAAUAAAAAAAAAGAAAUACAUUAUUAAUGUGCUAUAGUAAUGCCUUAGAUAACACUUUUGCUUUUCAGGUGCUCGUAAAAUUACACCCACCCACCCCGCCCCACCCCAUCCCCGCCCCCCUUCCCCUAGUAAGGGAAUCCGGAAGUUUUGCUUGUAGAAUCCGAAACCCGGGAAAACUUUGUUUGUGAAAUCUGGAAUCCUGGACCUUGGAAUCCGGAAUACAGCUCAAAGAAUCCGGAAUCCCACUAAGGAUUGGAAUCCGGAAUCCAAGUUCCACUGACUAGGAGUGGAAUCCGGAAUCCAUGGCAUGGAGUCCAGAAUCCAAGACUGUCUUGGAUUCUCUUACAUAGGGCGAUACACAGCUCUUUCGUCAAAUAAGGGCGGGAAUCAUAAUACCAAGGUGUUGGAUAUGUCUCAAUAGAUUUCUUUGAUUUUUAGAACAAAUUCCGAACUCACUGAUCAUUGGGAAGUCCACUUUGAUGACAUCACUUUGUCUAGGAUUAUCGGAGAAGGUGCAUUUGGAAAAGUAUACAGUGGCGACUUUUUUAAAAAAUCAGAUGGCUCACGGAGUAGAAGAAUUUCCAGUCGUUGGGGAAAGAAGGACACAAAAGAUCAGAAAAAACCUCUCAGAGUAGCGGUGAAGAUGUUACGAAGUAAGAUUUACGACUAUAAAAAUGUUCAACCUCACACUUUUAAGAUCCGUUGUAGACCAGUUUCUCAAAGUCCUUUCCCUUCGUCACUCGCGUAGCGUCCCUCGUGCCUUCGGCGCCCCCUCGCGGUCGACUUGUGGCAAGUCUGGAUCGGUUGUUAAACAUGAAACCUUAACUUCAACCUAUUCUUAACAUUAAUUCUAAACAUUAAUAAUGUUCGAUAUGGUUCUUGCUUUAAAACGAAGCUUUGCAGGGAACUGAAGAGAAUAUUUGUAGCUAUACCGAGGCAGUGUUAGUUCAGUCGGUAGAGCGUGUUGACUGCAGAGCGGAAGGUCGCGGGUUCGAUUCCUGGGGCCGGACUAAUACUCAGGGUCUUAAAAUAACCGAGAAAUGAAGGUACUCCCUUUGCACUGCAACAGGCUAGACCUUCGCGUGGCUCGGAUGACCACGUAAAAUGGCGGUCCCGUGUCCAGUUGGAGACGUAAAAUAUAGUGUCCCCAAUUAGUACUUUCGUGCUAAAUACAUUGACACUCAAAUAAAGUGCUUUUUUUUUCCAGAAGUUUUCUCUUUCCCUAGCGUUAUAGCGAGAAUGUAACAGAACUCGUCAAUUUUGUUCCGUUUUUUUUUUUUAUAAUUAGAUGGUGCCACGGAGGAGCAAAAGCAAGACUUCCUGGGGGAAAUAGAACUCAUGAAACAGAUCGGAUAUCACAGGAACGUAUUGAACUUAUUGGCUUGCUGUACUUUGACAACUCCUAUGUUCCUAGUUGUCGAGUUUGCGAAAUAUGGUGAUCUCCUUAAUUAUCUCAGGCAAAGAAGAGAACAGGUUAGAGAUCUGAAUGUUACGUUCCUAAUUUGUUACUGGUUGUGCUAUACUUUUUAAGUCUCAUUUCGUAAAUCUAAGAAGAGUCUAGGGGAAUUAAAUUAAUUUUUGAGCUAACUAUUUUGUUUGUUUGUUUGGUUUUAUUUGUCAUGUUAUCGCUAGUUCUAACUCAACACGAUACCAAGAUACAGCCCAGGAUAUUUUUUAUUAAUCUGUCUUUAGGCGUAGUGUAUUUAUCGUUAAACUUUAGGGAAUCAAAACAUUGAGAUCAGGAUGAUCAACGAAAUGAAGACAUAACACGUAUGGCGAUUCUUUUUCGUUCCUAUCUGGGUCCCUUUUUUCAAGUUAUCUUGAAGUAAAUGUGUGAUAGAUAGGCAAUCUCCGAGUUCCAAAAACUCUCACUUUCAAAACGACACCAAGUGCAAAACCUUUCGUGUGGAAACAAGUAUUAUAAAUAUCAAUCGCUACCACUUAGCCUCGCUUUGAAACCGACGCUAGGAACAACUAUAUGGGCUAUAAAAAUGGCCAUUAUUGAUAGGGUAGAGCGUUUGGGGAAAGGUAUCAUUUUUGCUCAGUUUUUUUGGUCAACUGAGGAAACAGCUACUCUAGGAUAGGGGGAUUUGGGGAGUUUACUCUAGUAUAGGGCAGAAAAACUUUUCUGGUAUAGGUCAAGGGUUCCAGGGAAUGUGCCCCGGGGAACAACUCAAAAAAGAAUGGUAAAGGAAAGUUCUUUAUCGUUGUUUUUUCAUUUCUUUCUUGAUAGUGCGCCACUUAUGUAAAUACAUCCACCAUAACCCGCCAAGCGACCCCCAAGGACAAAGGCGAACAUUGUAAUAAUGUAGUUACAGAUGAUGAUGAAUUACAUGACGAUGGAAAGCUGACACCUGCUGACCUACUAACAUUCGCAUGGCAAAUCGCGAAAGGAAUGGUAUAUGUUUACACUUUGUUAUUUUGUUGUUUUGUUUGGUUGUUUGCAAGGUCCAAAUCUCCUUUUCUUUAAUUUUCUGCCAGCUCGAAAUUAUUAAGCAACGCAAUUGUUUCCAUCUUUCUAAAAUAGUGCAUAGCACCACAUAAUUUCAAGGUGUGACCUCGGUCUGCUAAUGAUGAUUUGGCAACAUAUAAUGUUUUACCAUUUUGUUUCUUAUUUCUCUUAUUUGUCAGACAUAUAAGGGACUGUCCUGUAACAAAUAAUUCUUGUUUCUUUCUUUAGGAGUUUUUGUCAGGAAAAGGCUUUGUUCACCGUGACUUGGCAGCGAGAAAUGUGCUUGUUUGUGAAGGCAAGCUGGUCAAGGUCGCGGACUUUGGUUUGUCGCGUUACAUUUAUACGGAGAAGGUUUAUCAUUGCAAGAAAGCUAGAAAACUACCGAUUAAAUGGAUGUCACCAGAAGCGAUCCAUGAUCAAGUUUUCACGACGGAAAGUGACGUGUACGUUUCCAAUGUCACAUGAUCAGAACCUACGCACCACUUUCAGUGGUUCAUUGAUGACUUAUCUAUUUUACACCUCGUGCGUACCUUAGAUCCUUUGUCGAUCUCUUUCACUCAUCUCUAAAAAAACGUCUAUUUGUAACAUGUGUUAGGUUUCCUUAACUGGGGGUUGAAUCGUUCCUAAUCGUCUUAUAUUAGGCUGAUUUAGCAACAGAAGGGGAACGUCAGUUGACAACGGCGCGUGCAAAUUAAACAACUGGCUUGACCAAUGGCAGAGCUGCAAAUUGGGCACCGGAAGUCGUGUUUAGUCCUUUUCGUGUGCUUUCCCGUCGUCAAUUGACGUUCCCGUCCUGAUGCUAAAUCAGCCUAUUAUUUCUCAUCUCGUGGAGAUCGUUCUUGCCUGUCACCUUGCCUGCUGGAAACAACGAAAACGCCCACUUUAAUCGGUCAGGGGCUGGGUGGGGGAGUGAUCCCGUUGGUGGUCGUCUUACAGAAAUAAUGUCAAACGAAAUACAGUAAACACCCGCGUAUAAGAACACAUGAUUUCGGGGUUAAGGCGGAUCUAGUUCUUAAGUAAGUAAAAUCCUAAAGACUUCCAGGCAACUGUUAUUAAUAGUUAAUUUAUAAUUGUCUAGCAGCAACCAUAGUUACAUUGCUUUCUUAUUCCGACACCCUCUCUCUUAUUAUAUAAGAACAUGUUUUGUAUGUAUAUCAGGCCGAACUGGUUCUGUUUUGUGGGCCAAAUUUCAGCCUAAUUUUCUUAAUCCAUUUGCUCUUACAUGCGGGUGUUUACUCUAUUCAAUAAUUUUGACGCCGAUUGUAGUCUUCUUGCCCUAUAAAAAGUCGUCGUUGUCUGUCUUCGUGGUUUUUCUUUACCUGGGCGUCUGCAUUUCUAUCCAACCUAUCAAAAUUCCUUUGUCUCUGUCCACAGAUGGGCGUUUGGAAUUCUGUUGUGGGAAGUGGGCACACUCGGUAUGUAACAAGCUCAGAGGGGCUAACUUUUUAUCAUUUUAGGAGCUCCUGAUCAUUUCUGAUACCAGUAUGUACCAUUUUGAAGUCUAGUCAUGGUUUAAAGCAGUUUGGACUUGGAUGGGGGUGCAGAUAUUUUAAAACAGUUUAAUUCUCGUCAUUUACCUACAGUAGUCAUGUAGCAGCUCUCCUAACCCUAAAAGCCAAUUGCUUUGAUACCCUAACCGUUAAACAAUGGGGAAUAAUGGUAAACAAUGAUGUGAUAUUGUUUUCUGUGACCUAUGAGGAGACACCUUACGUUCGCAAAUACUUCUGGGACGGUUAGUAGUGAAGGUUAGUGGUCACAUGGCAAAAAAUAGCCAAUAGCAGACCAGCGCGUCUCCAGGAACGAUCCCAGAAUUGAUUGCGGGCACAUUUCGGCUCCAGUUCUCCUCCUGUUUAUAAGGAGUGCAAAUUGAAUGUGUUGCCUUGUUUGUAGGAGGCACUCCAUAUCCUACCAUCGCCAAUCAGAGACUUUUUCAAGUCCUUAGCAGUGGAUAUAGACUGGAGAAGCCUCCAAUGUGCACAGAAGAAACGUGAGAAUUUUUUUUUCGCUCUCUUUGAUAUCGAGACAAUUCUAAUAAGGCAAUGCGAACAAAAGAACACCUUAUCUUUCAUGAUGAGAGUUAAACCCUUUAAACACCCUGAAAUAAAAAUGCAGAUUCUCAAUUUUUGUACCUGUACAUUUCCUAUAGAAGUAGUAGGGAGAAUCAACUCGAUUAAUCUUGUGAGAUCAUGUCUUUAAUUCUCGUCGCCAAUGGGUUUUGUAAAGUAUUGGCAUCACAGGGAGAAAUUUGAUGGUGAUCACUUUCAGAUCUCAGCACAGGUGUUACAGUUUGUUAAAGUGUUUCUUGUUAAAAGACUGAGCACAUUUAUUUAAGCAUUUUUCUAUCUAGCGGAUUUAUAGUUAAGAGCAAUAUUUUCGUAAAUGUUCAGCAAUAUUUAGUGACAAAAGGGAAGGGAUGAAGUGGUUCAAAAUGAAUACCUUGCAUGAUUCCAUAAUAUUUCCGUGAAAAUAAUAAGAAGCUUCAACAAUACAUGAAUUCUCUUUCGCUUUAUAUAUUUUUUUAAAAUAAACUCUUUCCUCUUUCUUGAUAGGUACGAGCUCAUGCGCCUUUGCUGGCACGAGAAGCCAGCCGAAAGACCAUCCUUCACUUUCAUUCACGAACAACUAGAACAGAUGAUGUUACGUCAUUGUUCGUAUUUGGAUUUGAGUAACGCAAACCAGUAUUGUCACGCUCAGUGUUGUGACACUGAUAGUGACGACGUGGAAAACACUGCAUUUUAAAGUAAAAUGCUCCUUAUAAGACUCCUGAGUGGAGUGGAGAAAUCGUCGGAGUACGUAAGUUUGCUUCCUUGGUAGGUUGAAAUUGUACCCGGGAAAUUUUAACAAUUUACGUGGCGAGUUAGCAAAUAAGCAGAUGGGGGUUUACUGCUCUUCGCCUACUAUGGUAUACUACUGUGAUCGUUAGUCUUGUCAUCGUUUAGAAAAAGCGUUAGCUUGGAAGAAACUGAGAAUGGGUCGAACUGCACUAUGAGAUUAUUUUGAGAACGAACGUUUUCACACGACGUCACGGCGGGUGUCGAGAAAUGAACUACUGUAGAAAAGUGCACGCGACAACCUCCGAAAGGGAUGUGGCCAGUGGGCAGUUUUAAGUUCCUUACUUCCGAUUACCGGAAAAUCGUUCAUUCAGGGAAAGCCGUUUGCAAGUUGAUUGCAAGAAAGCAAAAUGUUGGUUCGACAGCUAAACUGUCGGAAAAGUUCUCAACUCAAAGCUUUUGCAUACGUUUUAACUUCUAAACCGUUGUUUCAGAGAAAAGUUGCGGCUUGCCAAAUGUUUUCGAAAAUAAAAGAGCAUAAGUAACUGAGUUGACAGGCAUGUGUUGCACGUGAACUUGAGACUGAAAUAGCCAAUUUUUGAGCUAAUUUUACUUAACGAGUUGACCUACAGGCCUGGUUCAAACGUAGCCAGUUCCCAAUCACAUGUGCGGAAUUCAAUGCUAAUAAGGAAAACCUAUUGUUCCAGCUAACUUGCAUCAGGAAAAGACAGACCCGGCACAUGUAAAGUGCGACGUUUGAACCGGGCCUUGAGGCGUAAUUGUUUUUUAGUUUUAUUUCCGUUCAACCAUCGUACUAAUAUUAUUUCCCUUUCCAAAAAACUUCGUAUUUCGAUACAUUGGCCCUCCAUCUGUACGGACCAUAGGCAUAGUCGGUUUA
This is a messenger RNA of Porites lobata, 15370 nucleotides long. Lineage: Eukaryota; Metazoa; Cnidaria; Anthozoa; Scleractinia; Poritidae. The record is from the annotation of a GenBank genome assembly.